CCGGGCGUGUGGGAAAUAAAUUUAAACCCCCUGGUUCCCGCUCCUCUCCCCUCCUGCGGCUUCAUUUUGUUUAUCUUUUCGAUCGUUAUCUCGGCUGUUUUGAAAGCAUUCUAUUUCGGCCUUCGGGAUUAUUCCAUGAUCCAGCUAGCACUGUCACUACCGACACAACAGACGGACCAGUACCAUCAACUUAUCAUCCGGCCCCAUUGAUCUACCUACCUGUUCACUUAAGCAUCCGUCAACCCUCUUCGCUCGAUCAAAUACCCCCGGGAUGUCCAUUCACAAAACUUCCACAAGCACCCUCUCCACAACCUACUCCUCUUCCUCCUUCACAACUCACUCACCGCCACGCCAAUGCUCCACCCUAGACCCCCUAAAGCCUGAAGCUACUUCCCGUACCCCAGUUUACCCUCGGGCCCGUCCUCGUCAGCGAGCCAGUCCUUGUUCACGAGCCGGCACAACACCCGCCCGGAGCUGCCCCCAAACACAAACCGCGAAGCCAAAAAAAUCCCUUCCGAAGAAGAUCCUAAGUGGCACCGGUCAGGUCCUUGGCUUCUGUGCAUGGGUCCUGUGCUUCUCCUGCGUUCUUUCAGGAGGCCGGGGAUUUGAUGAGAAGCAUCCUCAUCAGCCACUGUGAUCGACGGCGGGGGGGGGUGACAGUGCAACCUUGAGGCAAGGCUGUUGAUAAGACCAGUGAUAGUUGCACGAGUAAAUUUGUAGCUGGAAGUUCUGGGCGUUUGUCUGCGGUUCCCUUUUCUCUUUUUUUGACCUUCGGGCGUUUGGUUGCUUUUUCGCGGUGUUGGAACGGAAACCUAUUCGUUGCUGGGACUCCGCUACUUUCCAUUUUUCUUUUGGUUAGGUUUGAUGCUUGGAUUGGAUGGCAACGGAGGUGGGCAGUGAGAGGAAUCCGAUCUACCAAAGGUAGCGAUUUCUUGUAUGAUACUUUAGCAUUAGCGUCGACGAGUAAGUCACCGCACGCAUUUGAUUCAUCGCAGACCUGGCACAUUUGAGGCCCCCCACGUUCUGGACAUGUCUGGCCGCAGUGUUUCCGGGGCCCUGGCGCGAGAUUUUAUCUUGAUUUCCGAUUUCGCGGGUAUGAUGAUGGUUGUUUUUAGAGUACUCGUGGGGUAUCCUGUCAAAUUUUGCGUGGUGUCAAAUGCUCUAUUAUUGCCGCUAUCCUAUUUGCGCUUGGACAUGCGGUCACACGAUGUCACUCGAGAUGGCCGGUCGCAUCGCUCCGCAAAUAGAUGUGAAGUAUGGGUUCAA
Messenger RNA from Tuber melanosporum (Perigord truffle), 1266 nucleotides. RefSeq lists its product as uncharacterized. The transcript has a single exon. The record is from RefSeq and is a predicted model, not a curated record. NCBI's taxonomy places the organism in Eukaryota, Fungi, Ascomycota, Pezizomycetes, Pezizales, Tuberaceae. The coding region runs from base 272 to 637 and encodes 121 amino acids.